AGGAGCUUCACUGCCUCAGGUCCAGUUGGAGGUUCUGUCCCGUGAGUCCAUGGAGAGGCACGCUCAUGCACACUUCCAGCGAGGUCACCUGGCCCAGGAGAAGCACCAGAUGCUGGACCUGAACCGACGCCUGGAGAGCUACCUGGGCCGGGUAAAAUCCCUGGAGGAGGAGAACGCGCUGCUCGCCCAGGAGAUCCGAGCCCUGCGGCGCGGCAAUGACGGCGCCUCGGCGAGGAAGAAGAACAUGGAGAAAGAACUCUGUGAGGCCAGAGUGGCGCUCGACGCGGCUUGGAGGGACCGAGUCUGCACGGAGAUAGAGGUCCGCAAGCUGAGCGAGGAGUUGCAGGUUUUGGACUGGCACUGGCAGCAGGAGGCUCAGGCCCAUGUAGAAGCCAAGACCAAGGUGGAGGUGAGCAGGAAGGAGCUGGAGGAGGAGCACAGAGCUCAGAGGUGGCUCAGGGAGAAGAUCGGCCAGCUGGAGGAUGAAAUGAGCCUCCUGGUUCAGACCCAUCAGCAGGACGUGGCCCACUUGGAAGCGACCCUGACCCAUUCCACGGCGUCGGUGCCGACCCGCUUCGCUCAGAGGGGCAACGCGACUUCUGACCUCCACCAGCUGGAGCAGGAGCUCCACCACAGGGCCACCAGAGCCUGGCAGGAGAUGGCGGAGGCCUACCAGGCCCAGUUGGUUGGGCUGGAGGAGUCUCUGAACCAGAAUCAAGCCCGCUUGAGCCAAGCGGACCGGGAAAAGAGCGAGAACCAGGCGAAGCUGCGAGCGCUGGAGAGGGACAUGGUCUCUGCUCAAGACGUCAGGCUGCAUCUGGAGAGGAGUGCAGACCAGCAGCAGGAGGAACACAUGCAGAACAUCCACACACUGCAGGAGCACUGGGAGGGCCUGGAGAGGGAGAAGGAGGAUCUAGGUCAGCAGCUUGAUCUUCUCGUUGUGGAGAACCGAGGCCUGCUGCAGGAGAAGAUGUCUCUGAGCCUGGAGGUUGCCACCUACAGAGCUUUGCUGGACGGCGAGGGCCUUCAAAGAAACGACGUCGCUCUGCAGAAACAGUCCAGAAACAUUUAUUUUCAAGACGCACCGUUGAAGACUUUCCGAGAGAAUUAUCAGCCAUCUGUUCGCCGGAACACCGCUCCCCUCUCAUCACCUCUCCGCCGACAGCCAGCAACAUUUGAUACCACGACGCUCUUGAGGAGCACAACUAAAACCACCAGUGAACCUCAGACGGAAUCAAGGGAGCCUGAUGAUGAAGAUACAACUACGGCCAAACAAGAAAGCCCGUAUCCCAAAAUACUGCAGGAAGGAGCAGUGGAAGAGUUUAGAGCACAGGAAGUGGACGAGAAAGUGACCUACGCAGAGCCUCUUUCUCCUUCAGGAGAGGAGGAUGAAGAGGAGCAUCCUGAUGGAGACAUGUGUGAAGAUGAUGCUAUUGUUGUCGAGGAAAAAGCAGCUGUCAGCUUCCAGCUUCAGUCUUCACAGCCACCACUUUCUAAGGAGCUAAUUCAGAAACAAUCUCAGAGCCAGGAGAAGACAUCAGACUUUCUGGGAAUGACAAAGGACACAUUCAGUUCCUCAGCUGAAUGUGAUCAAAAACAGACAACUGAUGUUUCGAUUAAGACGUCUCCGGAGGAAGAGUGCGUGAGCAAAGAUGUGCAGGAGGAAACAGAGGCCUUAGUCCAAGCGACUCCAGAAUCCAAGAGAAUCCUCUCCUUUUCCCAGUGUGAGGAAGUAGAUAUGCCAAACAUCUCCAAGGAUCACACGGCUGAGAUCAGGCAGGAAAUAAUCUACUCCACCUUGGCGGAAGCAGUGGAUACAUUGUAUCCUGAUGGAGAAGAGAUGGAUACGUGGGACAGUGUGAUGAAGAAGAUUCAUGUUGAGUCAAAUGUUCCCAAACCGGAGGCAGAAGUAAAAACAGAAUAUGCAGAACCAGAGGAAGACAUCUCAACAAGAAGGUCUGAGCCAAGCAGAGAAGAGAUGAAGAAGCAAGACGACCACACGUCCAACAUUCAUGAUGAGCAUUCUCAAAGUUCCAACAACCAAGAGGAUGAAGAUGAAGACUCGCAAAAUGUCUCUGUGUCCUGGAGGACCGAGCUGGAGAGCGACAGCUAUGCUCAGGACAACACUCUGGCCGACACACGUCCUCUAAUUCGAUACAAGAGCGACGAGACGGAUGCCAACACUCAGGCGUCGCACAUGAACGAAAGCGAGUCCAGCGAUGGCGAGCAGGACCAGAAGACUGGAGACGCUGCCACCUGGACCGAGACCAAGGCCAAGAACUUUGGAACCAUGGAGGAUCUUUGUGAGGAUGUGGAAGAGGAAGCAGUGGAGUGCAAACAGGAAUAUUCUGAUGAUAAAGAUGCUGGAGUGGACAAAGUCACCUUAGAAGCCAGUGAGGUUAUUUUGGAUGAAGAUGUGAGGAGCACACCUGUGGUCCUCCAAGAUAUUCCGUACGACGAUGAAGAGAUCGACACGGACAGACUUGUAGAGCUGGAAUUGGAAAACCUCUCCACGGAUCGAUACGCCUCUCACUUUGCUCAGCAGCUGGACAAGGAAAGCGAGGCGGAGCUUCUUGAGGACCAUGAAGAUGAAGCCAUGACAACGGAACAAAAAGAUGACGAGAAAGUAAACUCCUGCAUGAAUACAGAUGUCAAAGUAGAAGACGAUCUGGAAACAAAAGACUUCACAAGGUCUCUGGUGGACUCUCAAGACGUGAAGGAGGACGAGGACAACAGAGUUGCUUCAGAGGCUCCAGGAAGAAAGGAGGAAGACUUUCACUUUAAUGUUUCCAUGGAGACUCAUGCUGGUGAAACCUUUAGUGAGUUCCUCAACAGGACUGCCAUGGUUGAAGAAGUGAUGGAAGGAGAAAUAGAAGAAGUAGUAGAAGAAGAAAUAGAAGUAGUAGGAGAAGAAAUAGAAGAAGUAUUAGAAGAAAAAGGAGUAGAAGAAGAAAUAGAAAAAGUAUUAGAAGACAACCGGGUUGCUUCAGAGGCUCCAGGAAGAAAGAAGGAAGACUUUCACUUUAAUGUUUCCAUGGAGACACAUACUGAUGAAACCUUUAGUGAGUUCCUCAACAGGACUGACAUGGUUGAAGAAGUAAUGGAAGGAGAAAUAGAAGAAGUAGUAAGAGAAGAAACAGAAGAAGUAGGAGAAGAAACAGAAGUAGUAUUAGAAGAAGAAGUAGUAGAAGAAGAAAUAGAAGAAGUAGUAGGAGAAGACACAGAAGAAGUAUCGGAAGAAGACACAGAAGAAGUAUCGGAAGAAGAAAUAGAAGAAGUAGUAGAAGAAAUAAAAGAAUAUGCAGUGGAAUAUGUAGAGGAAGAAGAAAUGGAAGAAGUAUCGGAGGAAGAAAUAGAAGAAGUAGUAGAAAAAAUAAAAGAAUAUGUAGUGGAAGACGGAAUGGAAGAAGUAGUAGAAGAAGAAGUAGUAGAAAAAGAAGUAGGAGCAAAAAAAAUAGAAGAAUUAGUAGAAGAAACAGAAGAAGUGGAAGAAGAAAUGGAAGUAGUAGGAGAAAAAACAGAACAAGUGGUGGAAGAAGUAGUAGAAGAGGAAGUAGUAGAAGAAGAAAAAGAGAACCUAGGAGAGCCAAAGACUGGCCUGGAAAAGCUAGAAGAUCUCAUCCCCAAGGCCGUAGAAGCUACUUCCUGUUUGCCUGAGGAGAACCUAGUAGGAGACACUGCAGGUUGUCUAGCAGCUGAAUGGACCGUCCUGGAGAACCUCAGCAAGGACUUUGACAUCACAGCUCUAAGCGAUGAAGACGAGGCAUGUGGGGAAACUGCCCAGAGUCGUCCUUGCGACAGUGCCACCAUAUUUGAGGCGCAGCCUGUUGAAAUCUCUCCUGAAACGGCGCUCGAGGAGAACGUCAUCAUCGCCGUGAAGGACUCGGCGGAAUUCCUCAAAACAAACGGCAGAGACAAGCAAGAUUUCUGGGCGGCGUCCUUGGAGGACAGCGCCGCUUUCCGAGCAGAUGACGACGCGACAGAGAAUACCAACGUCACGUUUGGCGGCGGACUGGCUUGGGGGAAGGCGGUCAACGGAAGCUCCGCCCACGGACGCACCCCUCAGGAGGGCGGGUCGGUCCAUUCUGAGGAGUCGGAGGCAGAGGGUGGAUGCUGGUCUUCUGGGGACGAGUAGUCUGAUUUGAUUAGCGGUCACAUCGCCCCUUUGUGCUCCUCCGUGUCAUUACAAGCAUUGAGUCUGCUCUUUAAGGGGGGAAUAUAGCAUGUUGGACGUGAAGUUAAAGCUGGAAGACCAAGUUGUGCCUUGGAGCGCACCCUCGUAGCGCAAUACACCAACGUGCCAAUUUCACGUAAAAACAUCAAAUAUUUCACUGCCUUUGACCCUCCUGUGUCCUUCCUCCCGUCCUAAUUAUCCUUCACACUUCUGGAAGGUCCCAAGUUGAAGAUUGAUCUCCAGGAAACAGUUAUUGAUAACAAUAUUGAUCUGUGGCUAAUCAGAUUUCACCUCCUGAGAGAGGAGGAGCAGCUGUUUAUUGAUCAUUCUGUUGAGUUCACGUUUGUUCUUUGUGACCAAUAAAGCUUUUUUUUUUUUGCUUGAUUGAUUGAACCGUUUAGUCUGCGGUCCUUUGAAAUCUGCAAUAAACUUUACGACUGCU
This is a messenger RNA of Nerophis lumbriciformis (worm pipefish), 4616 nucleotides long. RefSeq names its product nestin (gene nes). Lineage: Eukaryota; Metazoa; Chordata; Actinopteri; Syngnathiformes; Syngnathidae. Gene Ontology annotation, molecular function: intermediate filament binding; CCR5 chemokine receptor binding. Gene Ontology annotation, biological process: positive regulation of intermediate filament depolymerization. Gene Ontology annotation, cellular component: intermediate filament. The record is from RefSeq and is a predicted model, not a curated record.